Molecule: messenger RNA, 1764 nt
Organism: Schizophyllum commune H4-8
Lineage: Eukaryota; Fungi; Basidiomycota; Agaricomycetes; Agaricales; Schizophyllaceae
Product: amidohydrolase 2
Exons: 3
Coding region: 188-1360 (390 amino acids)
Biological process (GO): secondary metabolic process
Cellular component (GO): cytosol; cytoplasm
Molecular function (GO): carboxy-lyase activity; hydrolase activity
Source: RefSeq, a predicted model, not a curated record
ACCGAAGAGAGUGGAUUCUGGGCAACGAGGGCUGCAAGCAGAAGGAACAAGUAUUACCGGUCCGGAUUUGCCGCCACAAGUUGACCAUCACACCCGCCUCUCAUAGCGCGCCCAUCGCGAACGACGGCGAGUGCACCUUUCCGACCCCCGCAACCGCCAGCCCAGGCGCGGAAAGUGACCGCAAGCAAUGGCUGCCGUCGUCCAGCGCAUGAUUGUGGAUGUGCACACGCACGUCUACCUCCCUCGCUAUGCCGCGCUCCUCCGGCAGCGCACGAACAUCCCGCGCAUCAUCAGCCACCAGGACCCGAAGGGCAAGACUGAGGAGCGCCUCGUUAUCCUUAGUGACGAGCCUGCGGAGGGGCGUCCGGUUGGGCCUCAGUACUGGGAUCGCGCGGAGAAGCUCGCAUUCAUGAACAAGCAUGACAUCGACAUUUCCGUGGUCAGCACUGCGAACCCCUGGCUUGACUUCCUUACCCCGUCCGAGGCUCAGGGGAUGGCCUCCGAGCUGAACGAAGAUCUCGAGGAGUACUGCAUGAGCUCCCCGAUCCUCCCAGAUACCACCUUCCGCCGAAUGUACGGCUUCGGUCUCGUUCCCCUCGUUCCCGGCGCGCAGGUUACGUCCGUGGUGAACGCGGUGCACCAGAUCCACGCGCUGCCCCACCUCCGGGGCGUAAUUCUGGGCACACAAGGCCUCGGCAAGGGCCUGGACGAUCCCGCUCUCGACCCCGUGUGGGAUGCGGUGGAGAAAGCCGGGCUUGUCGUGUUCAUCCACCCGCACUAUGGCGUUGGUGGCGAGCGAUGGGUGACACACGGCAAUGGCCAUGUCCUUCCCCUCGCGCUGGGCUUCCCAUUCGAGACAGCCACGGCUGCGACGCGCCUUAUCCUAUCUGGCGUGCUCGACCGCUUCCCCUUCCUCCGCCUUUUGCUUGCUCACUCCGGUGGGGCGCUACCUGCCCUCUCCUCCCGCCUCGCGUCCUGCAUAACCCACGACGAACAAGUCGCCAACCGCCUCAAGCACGACGCGCGCUACUACCUCGGUAGGCUCUACUACGACGCCGUCGCCUACGGCCCCGAGGAGCUUGGCUUCCUCAGCGAAGUCGUCGCGCGCGCGGGCCGCUACGAGUCCUCCACGGGCAGCACCGCGCCACCGGACCGCAAUAUCGGGACCCAGCGAAUACUCUUCGGCACGGACAACCCCUUCUUCCCGCCUGCGAACGGCAAUGGGGAGCGGUGGCGAAGUGUGACGGAGAACACGGAGGCGAUCGACGCGGUCCCAGGCUGGACGCCAGAGAGCAAGAAUGGCGUCUUCGGUGCUAACGCUAUCGCUCUCUUCAAUCUGGGUGGCUCGGGGCGCGGAUAGGUUGGGCAUGGGAUAGGGAACAUUGAGGACGAAGAUACUAGAUACGAUGUAAGCUAUUUUGUUGCCUCCCUACUGUGUAUCCUACCGAACAAUGUACUACUACUUUGAGAAUGCAUACACGGUUGCGGAAGGUCAAACCUCCCCUCAUCUUGGAUCCCUAGCGUCGACGUGCAGGCUCAAAUUUGUCAAUAAUGAUACACGAUUAUCGCAGUCCGUAAAGUACCUAUGCAUAGACAUUGGCUUUUAUCCAGCCAUAAAGGUUCUCGUUUCCUCGCUGUUUUCUCCUUGCUCUGAGGCAUGCGUCUCGGUCAUGUCGUACAUCCGUAUUGAUGGCUCAGUCGAGCCAUCGGUAUCGGUGCUUGGCCCUGUCAAGGCAAAAUUGUCGUCCAUAGUGUCCCCUCCUU